CCCAAGUGUGGCACUCUCGCGUCUCGAGAAACGUAGAGUCUGUCAGGUUAGGACUCGUAUUCAGUCUACUUUCUUCAGAAUUCCAAAGGGUCUGGUUCAUCCGCAUCCUGUUCCCGCCUGCAUUUCAUUCUUGAGCACCGAACUGCCAUGGGCAGUGCACACUGUAUGCUCAAGAUGGUCGUCCUUCAGUCCAUAUUACUGCUAGCAGCGGCAGCUGGGGUCCAAGGUGCUUCCGACGACAUGGGUCCUGCCGCGAUUAUGUGGCCGCCCGAUCGCGCCUGGUCCGCACAGGUAGACAAUACCGCCCCCUGUGGCUCUGUCGCGAGCGUCACAAACAGGACCGGGUUUCCGCUGACCGGCGGCAAACUAGCUUUCGUCGCUCAGGAUGAUUCCUACAACACGGAGAUCAGCAUCUCAUUUAACAACGACCCAAAAUCCCAAUCCGACUUCACGACGCUCCGAACCUCGGCCAUCCCCGAGCUCGACCCAGGCCACACCUGCAUCUCCAUCCCCAACCCGCCCGCCACCAUCGGCGCCGGCGCAAAUGCCACCAUCCAGAUCAAAUACACGGCCGACUUCGACCGCCCGGAGAACCAGACCUUCUACGCCUGCGCCGACAUCACCUAUGUCGCCGCCGCCUCCUUCAACCAGGCCGAUGUCCCCUGCUUCAACGCGACCGAGGACGUGGACGUGCCCGCCCCGACAACAACGGGAACACCUACCAACCUGCCUGGGCACGGGGACGAGGGCCCGCCGUUGGUAGAGCCGGGAAGUGAGGCGACGGCGACGGCGACGGUGAUUGCGGAUGCUGGUCCCAAGGGACUUUCCAAGGGCGGUAUUGCCGGCGCCGUGGUUGGGAGCGUGGUGGGCGUUGCGCUAAUUGUGGGUCUGGGGUUGUUGUUUUAUCGGGAGAGGGAGAGAAAGAAGAGAUUGGUUCGGCAGAGGGAUUCUGCUAUUAGGGUUGGCAAGACGGUUGACGGAGCGUCUACGAGGACCGGGAAUGAUUCGGUGUCUGGGGAGAGCAUUCGGAUGGGGAAUCUCUCUCGGCAGUAGGAAGGGUGACGGAUUGGCUUGCGAGGGGCGUGGUCAUCUGGUUGGGGAUUGACGAAAUGACCACUUUGGAAAAGGCCGAUGCUUUAUGCUUAGGUACCUUGGUUGAUAAGGUAUUAUGUUUGAGGUAGCUUCCUGCUCGAAUUUCAAUGCC
This is a messenger RNA of Chaetomium strumarium, 1204 nucleotides long. RefSeq lists its product as uncharacterized. Lineage: Eukaryota; Fungi; Ascomycota; Sordariomycetes; Sordariales; Chaetomiaceae. The transcript has 4 exons. Bases 148 to 1053 code for a protein of 301 amino acids. The record is from RefSeq and is a predicted model, not a curated record.